AUGGAGCAUGACUGGAUUAAAAAACAUUAUGGUACACCCCCAUUUUGUUUUAUUUGUCACAGAUUGAUUUGGGAUGUAGGAAAGAUUGCAUAUUAUUGUAAAAUAUGUCACCUUUCAUGCCAUUUAGAAUGUAAUAAUAAAUCAAGUCACGUUUCAUCAUUUUGUAAUAUAAUUAAACACGAUUGGAAUAAAGAAUAUUUUGAAUCUAGUGGUCAUCAAUGCAAUGGUUGUUUAAAUAUUAUAAUAUCAUCAAAAGCAAAACCAUCUGGUUAUUCUUGUUCAAAGUGUAAUCAAAAGUUAAAUUAUAAAAUAAAUAUAUAUAUAUAUAUAGAAUUAAAUAAUAGUUGUAUGACACAUAAAAAUUGUAGAAAUUUAAGUCACAAAUGUGAAUCAUCAAAAACAUCAAUAUUACAUACAAUAAAGAAAUCUAAAGAGAGUAGAAAUAGUAAUAAUGUAAAUAGUGGUGAUUUUACAAAUACACUUAAAAUCAUGAAUAAUUUAAAUAGUUCAUAUAGUUUUAGUAGCGGUAGUAGUAAUAGCAGCAGCAGUAGUAUUGGUAGUGGCAGUGGUAGUGGUAAUGGUAGUAGUAUUGGUAAUUUUGAAGGUGAAUUUUCAAAUUUUGAUACAACACCAGUUCCAGAAUCAAAUUUAUCAUCAUCAACUUCAAUGAUAAAUAGACCACAAAGAACAAUUCAAUUAUCUGCAUCAAUUUCUCAUAUUAGUUAUGGUGCUCCAAUAUAUUCUGCAUCAACAACAUUAUCAAAUUCAACAUCAACAUCAACAUCAACAUCAACAACAACAACCAAUCAUCCAAACAUAGUAACAACACCACCAACAACACCAACUUCAACAACAACACCAACACCACUAGUAUUACAACAACCAUCAAUUAGUAUUGAUAAUGCUACAAAUACCACUACAACAGCAAAUAAUAAUGUAAAUAAUAAUAAUAGUAGUGGUUUAUCACCACAUAAUAAAUUACUUUCAAAAUCUGUUGAUCACUCACAUUAUAUAAAGAAUCAAUCACCAACUAAUAGUUUCACAAAUUUGAGAGAAGUCUUCAACAAAGAUAAAGAAAAAGAAAAAGAAAAUAAUUGUAAUAAUAAUAACAACAAUAAUAAUAACAAUAACAAUAACAACAAUAAAUGUAAUAUAAAUAAUAGUAAUAAUAGUAUUGAAGAGACAUGUCCAUCAUAUACUGAUUGUAUGUAUGAGUUGGAAAUAAUUGGUCUUUCAAAUUUACCAAACCAAAAGAAUAUAUUUGUUGACAAGAUUAAAUCAUUUUUAAUAAAUUUAUCUGAAAGAUUAUCACCAUUUUCAAACAACAACAACAACAACAACAACAACAACAACAACAACAACAACAACAAUAAUAAUAAUGGUAAUUCAGAAAGACAAUUUGUAGAUCAAAAUGAAGAAGAGUCAUCAGUGGUACCUCAAAAUAAUAAUAAUUUCACAGAUAUAAAUACAUUGAAAUUUAAGAAUAUUUCAGAGAUAAUAAAUUUUGAAAUGUUUUUUUAUGGUAGAAUUAGAAGUAAACAACAAUUUGAUUUAUAUAAAACUCAAAUGGAAUAUUUCUUAUUGUUAUAUAGUAAUCAAUGGGAUGAAGAGAGUGAUCCAAUCUUUAGAUUGGCAGUGGAUCUUUAUAAAUUUUUAUCAACUCAUAAAGUUGAUCCUGAAAAUGUUUUAAUUGGUAUGACUCCUUCAAAAGAUAUACAAAGAAGAGCUAAAAAAUAUUUUUAUUUAAAUGAUGAUGGUAGUAAUAUAAAUAAUAUAAAUAAUAACAAUCCAACUACUACUACUAAUAAUAAUAAUAAUAAUAAUAAUAGUAGUAGCAGUAGUAAUGGUAAUAGUAGUGUAAAUAGUAGUAAUAAUAAUAAUAGCGGUAGUAGUGGAAAUAAUAAUAAUAUUAAUAAUAGUAAUAGUAGUAAUAACAACAAUAAUAUAAAUAAAGAUAGUAAUAGUGGUAGUAAUACCAAUAUUAGUUGUAAUAAUAGUAGCAAUAAUAAUAUAAAUAAAGAUAAUAAAGAUAAUAAUGUAUCAAUAUGGGAUUUACGUAUUUCAAGAUCAUCACUCAUUGCAAAUAUUGAACAAUGGGCAACAAUUGAAAAUAAAGAUAUACUCUUUAAAACUGUUAGAGAAUUCUCAAAGAAAUUAGAGAAUGAAAAGUUAACAGAGGGUGAUAUAAUUAUCGCAAAGUUACCAAAAGGUUGGACACCAAUUGGUUCAAAUGGUCAAAUUAUUCCAAUGGUUUUACAAAACAAUAAUAAUAGUAAUAAUAAUAAUAGUUAUAAUAUUCAACAACAACAACAACAACAACAACAACAACAACAACAACAACAACAACAACAACAACAACAACAACAACAACAACAACAACAACAACAACAAAAUGUAAAUAGUUUAAAUAGUAAUAAUAAUGGUAAUGGUAAUGGUAAUGGUAAUGGAUUAAGUCAUCAACCAUCAUUAUCAUCAUUAUCAUUAUCAUCAUCAGCAUGUUCAUCACCAUUUUUAAGAUCACAAUUAUUACCAUUCACAUUACAAAGUAGUGGUAUUAAUUCUAAACAAAUUCAACAAUACCAAGAACAACAACAACAGCAACAAUUACAACACCAAAUUGAAUCAUUUCAUCAUGAAUUUGAUGAGGGCACAUUUAUAUUGGGUAGAUAUGUAAAGGAGGCGGACCCACUAGGAUUGGGAUGCUUCAUUUAUUUACAAGCUGAUGAGAGUACUCAAAUAAAGAUACCAUUAUCACGUGUUGUCUCUUUGAAAGCAUUGAAUAUUCAAAUACCAAUUAAUGAUGGUAAAAGAAUGGAAAGAUUAAUUGCAAAUCCAUUCGAUGCAUUUGCAUCGGAAUUACGUCAAGCUACAAAGGAUACAGUGAAACAAAGAUUACUAGAACAUGGUUAUGACGUUGACUCAAUCUCUCAAGCUUUACAAUUCACUAGAGGUGGUAAAUACGUAUCACUAGAUGAUUUAGAAUCUGUUAAAAAGAAACUAUCAAUACUAUUAACCUCUGCUGAAUUACCAACAUAUUUAGAAUCAAUUAAUCAAUUAUCAAAUCAAUAUACAUUAAAUUUUUCAAAUUAUUUAAAAAAACUUUUCAUUCAAGAAUUAAAAGGUACACAUAAUUUAUUCUUUACUAAUUUUAAUAUUAUUAAUAUUAUAAAUAAUAAUAAUAAUAACAAUAAUAACAGUAAUGAAAAUCAAGAUAAAUUAAUUAUAAAUGAUUAUAAUCAAUUAUUUAAAAUCAAUUCAAAUAAUACAACAACAAAUAAUAAUAAUAAUAAUAAUAAUAAUAAUAAUAAUAAUAAUAAUAAUAAUAAUAAUAAUAAUAAUAAUAAUAAUAAUAAUAAUAAUAAUAAUAAUAAUAAUAAUAAUAAUGGUGAUGAUUUUUAUUUUUAUGAAAUUAAAAAACAAUAUAUUAAAUUUAAACCAUGGUUAGUUAAUAUUGUUUCAUUGAUUAGAGAUUUAGAUAAUGGUGUAUUUAAAAAGUAUAGUAUGUCAUCAAGAGAUACUAUUCAAUGUUUAAUUACAGAAUGUGAUUUAGCAAUUGAAACCGUGAUUACAAAUAAUUCAAAGAUAUCAGAUGGUUCAAAGAAGAAGGAGUUGACCAAUUGGUAUUUACAAUUGAUUAGAGACUCAAUCGAUAGUUAUAUACGUGGUAUUGGCUAUGACCAAUUUGCUUUACCAGAGAAUUAUAUUGAUCAACCUCCAAAAUCGUUAUCAAAAGUACGUGAAAACCUUAGAAUCAUUAAUUUAGUCUUAAAACCAAAUACAAAGUUAGAAUUGGAACAACGUUUAAAUAAUUUAAUAUUACCAUUGAAAUUAAAGAUUUAUCAUUCGUUAGAUGAAUUUUUACAUGCUGCUGAAAUUUUAGUUUUAGAUAGAUUAAAAGAACAUAAAUCAAUAUUUGAAGCAAGUCCUGAAUUAUUAAAUGAUAUUAAUUUAACAAGUUCAACUAGUACAAGUAAACAAUAUAUUGAAACUGAUUCUUUGAAACCAAUUAUAACCUAUUUAAAAUCAAUUUAUAAUAAAACACCUUCACCAUCAUUAACUUCAUCAUUACCAAUAGUCCCAACAACUUAUACAACAACUACAACAACAAAUGUACAAUUAUCAGCUUCUUCAACAAUACCAAUGGUUCCAAUAACAACAACAACAACAACAACAACUCCACCACCACUACAAUCACCAAGUACAUUUAAUUUAUCAUCAAGUAUUGAUCAAAAUAAUCCAAAUCAUCCAAAUAAUCCACCAACUUUAACAUCUUCACCAUCUUUGACAUCUUCAAAUAUUAUGAAUCUAAUUAAUAAUAAUGUUAUUAAUAGUAGUCAUCUUGGCGUUGUAUUGAAAUUAAUUUAUUUGAUUGAAGAUGUAAUCUACAUAAGAGAUAUGAAAUAUUUAGAGGAAAAAUAUUACAAUAAUGAUGUACUUAUGGAAGUUGGUACAACUUCUGAUGUUAAACAAAUCAGUCAAUCAUUAUCACAAAUUGUUCCAAUCACUGGUUUGGUUUUUAGUAGAAUAUUACGUUUAAAACAUGAAUUAAGAACAGUUUUAGAAGUUUGGGAUUUAAAACCUUCUGAAAAUGGUGGUCAAAAAAUUAAUAGUAAUAGUAGUAGUAAUAAUAAUAAUAAUAGUCCAUCUUCACCAGUUUUAUCAGGUCUUAGUAAUAGUGGUGGUGGUGGCAACAAUUGUAAUAGUAGUAGCAAUAAUAGUGCAACAACAACAUCAACAACAACAACAACACUACAACCAGCACAAAUACCACCAGUUAAACAUUAUCAUCAUAAUAUUAUCAUUGGAAAGAAAGAUGACCUUUAUAUAUCACCUCCAACUUUAACAAAUAAUAAUUAUAACAAUAAUAAUAAUAAUAAUAAUAAUAAUAAUAAUAAUAAUAAUAAUAAUAACAAUAAUAAUAAUAAUAAUAAUAAUAAUAAUAAUUAUUAA
Messenger RNA from Dictyostelium discoideum AX4, 4950 nucleotides. RefSeq lists its product as hypothetical. Gene Ontology annotation, molecular function: diacylglycerol binding. Lineage: Eukaryota; Evosea; Eumycetozoa; Dictyosteliales; Dictyosteliaceae. The transcript is spliced from 4 exons. The record is from RefSeq and is a predicted model, not a curated record. Bases 1 to 4950 code for a protein of 1649 amino acids.